Molecule: messenger RNA, 7085 nt
Organism: Ceutorhynchus assimilis (cabbage seed weevil)
Lineage: Eukaryota; Metazoa; Arthropoda; Insecta; Coleoptera; Curculionidae
Source: the annotation of a GenBank genome assembly
AAGUCACCUAAACAUUUGUGUGUUUUGAUGAGUGGAUCAUUAAUUUGCAAAACGUCAACUAUUCAACUAAAAACAUUGCAAAGGCAAAGAUUAUUAUUUCAAAUUAAAAUGUAGGUGAUUCAAAAAGUCUCUCUGCUUGGAAAAAAAUAUGUUGGAAAGUCUACACGUGAAUAUUAAAUAUUUUCCAUAUUAAUUCCGAAUUCUGUGUUGUGUGAGUGCAAUAAAAUGUUCAGCAAGAAAAAUCUGGUGGACAUCAAAAAGUCAACAGCCAAAUUACAAGAUCCUAAAAAGGACGUUGCCACAAGAAUUAAGCACUUAAAACUCAUAUUAGAUAAUGUGGACACGGCAGAGGCAAAGGGGCUCUUUGAAGCAAACUUUAGUCAUAUCUACAACAUUCUUUACGAGAGUUUCCUCCAAAUGGAAUCUAAUCUACGACAGCGAGAGCUGUCAUUUCAUUUGGUUCACAAAGCGCACAAGGAAGAACUGGAUUGUACCUUAUGGAUACUGGAACAAGUAAUCUGUCUUUUGCCAGAAUUAAUUCACAGAAGAUGGCAGCUGCAUUCUUUGGGCCGGAUGUUGGCCAAAUUGUUGCAUGCUGGAAACUCUUUGAAAUUAAGAAGACAAGGGAUAAAAUAUUUCCUUCUGUGGUACCAAGCUUUAAACGACAAUGCCCCAGAAUACGUCCACAAAAUGUUUGCUUCUCUAGUGCCAGAAUUCAACAACCAUCUUGCUGUUAGCACUGCUCAAAGUAGCGGCAGUGUUUUCCAUGAUGCGCAACAUCCGGUUAGUGCACCGGAAAUGUUGCCAAUUUUACCACCAUCUAGUGGAGAGAAACCACCUGAACACCCUAGCAGAUUUUAUCUAGAAGCUCUCUUAGAUCACAUGGUACACACUGUUGUGAAAUUAGAAUGGCAAGACAAAACAUCUCAUCAUCACAGAUGUUUCAGUUUUCUAUUGGAACAAUUUAAAAUCUACUAUUUACCAAAAGUUUGUCCAGGUUUUAAUGUUGAAACGUCACUUUACCAGCCCAAUUUAGAUUUGCCAAUGUUGAGGAAAAUGGAAAACGAAACAGAUUUUAUGUUUUGUCGAGUUUCUUUGAUUAUGUGGGUGACUAAUUAUAUACAUCAACCAAAACGUGAUCAUCACGGCAGCCAGAACAAUCCACAAGGGUCGAACCCUUCUCACCACCAAAGUCAUGGUGCUCACCCUGGGACUCCAGUGCAUGACGAUGAUAAUGAUUCAGCUCAUCCCAGUUUAGAUUCAACUGUAUCAAUUCAAACAAGUAAAACUACAAGUGAUUUAGAACUGGCUCAACAAAUUAUCCGAGAUGUCUUGUGCUCUACCAGAGAUAACGUUAAUUUUGUCCAUGAACUAUAUAGACAAGCAUUUUUACUAAAUUUCAAUCAUGUUGUAGCAAUAAGAAAAAUUAUAUCAGUAUACAAAGACUUAAUUCAAGGGAACGUUACGGAGUUACCUCCGUUUGCUUUAGAACCUGAUGAAAUUACAAAGAAUCAAAUUGAUUUGUCUGAUCAUGGCAGAAUUGGUAGAUUAAGGAAUGAUUCUUAUUUGGGUGCAAUACAUAAAGAAAAUGUUUUGGUUAGGGCUGGAAUGCAGAAUCUAUAUCAACUUUUCAUGACGCACGCUGCUAAUGUAUUCUUGCUUGAGGUGAAUCCUCAUAUUCCAAGGCUUUUGGAAGAACAGACUGAUGCUUGCAAAAGAGUUUUGAAUAUUUAUAGGUAUAUGGUGAUGAAUGUACGGAUGGACAGCAAUACAUGGGAACAACUUUUGGUAGUGCUUCUCCAAAUAACAUCCUUGGUUCUUGGGGAGACUCCCCCGAAAAAGAAAAUGCUUACAUUGGGUGGAAAACUAGCUCCAGCUAUUUUUCAAACUUUAAUAGUCACUUGGAUUAAAGCAAAUUUAAAUGUAUCAAUAUCCAGAGAGCUUUGGGAUCGAUUUUUAGAUGUUCUAACGUCACUCACUAACUGGGAGGAAUUGGUUAAAGAAUGGGCUAAAACUAUGGAAACCUUGACAAGAGUUUUAGCCAGACACGUCUAUAACCUAGACCUAACAAAUUUGCCUUUAGAUCGUCUAAAUGAUCAAAAAUGGAAACGUACUAAAAGAAUAACAUUGCGCCCUGAAACUAAUGCAUCUUCGAUUGCAAACAAUACCCAAAACGAUGGGUUACAUCAAGCAGUUUCCAGACAAGACUCUUCAGUACCCGAUGGUAAUAUUUUUUCAUCCAAAAGACUCAAAUCAAGUUUGUCAAGGAGCUUCAGUGAAACCAGUAUCAAUGUAAAAGUAGGAGCAACUGUAAGGAAGAAAUAUGCUAAACAUAGAAGAUCGAAAUCUUUGGAAUUCAUACCACCUCCUGAUGUAGAAUCAACUGAUCGUACUAGAUCACCAUCUCCAGCCCCAUCCAGUGGAAUUGAAAGCAGCUCUAUCAAAGAUUCUCCAAUACAAUUGGAUGUUUUAGCUGAAAUCCAUGGGGGCGAACAGUCUGGUGAACAUAGGGGAGUUGUAUGUGGUGGUUCAGUUAGGGGUUGGCUACCAGAUGUAGCUGUAAUACUUUGGAAACGAAUGUUAGGAGCUUUAGGCGACGUCAACCAAAUUUCUGAUCCAAAAUUACACGCCCAAGUGUUUGAUUAUUUGAUAAAACUGACAGACACUCUAAUAAAAAUCAAACAAAACCAAGGAGUUUCAAUGGAUAAUUUGAGUACACCUCUAGCACCAGAAUUAGUACCUCCAGUUACGUUGAUACUACCUUGGUGUUUUGGUGCCUUAAGUUUAUCAGAGAGCUACGAGACUGGAAAAUUAAAUGCUUUGAGAUUACUGAUUACUGUUAUGGUGAAUUGUGAUGCGAAAUAUCGUAUUUGUCUACCACAGUUUUAUGGUUUCAUGCAUACAGCUUUGACUGGGUCAACAAAAUCAACUAAAAACACAUCAAUAAAAUACCUAGGACCGCGUUUCUUAUCGCUUCAACUGCCUGGGUCUAGUUUGCUCCUACUAGACAUUGUUCAUGCUUGUAAUGACAUUUUAAAUUCGUCUGAAAAAUUGGAAUCCACUCCAAGAACUGAAGCCGUAUCGAUUUUGGCUAAUUUAUUGAGUUUACCAGAUGAUCUUAGCUCUAUAUCUGUACUACAGCCAGAGCCUAAUAUUACAAUAAUGAAUAAUUGUCCCGAUAUAAAGGAACACGUUGUAAGUAUUUUACUUAGAGCAGGUCGAAGGGAACCGACAGCUAAAGCUCGUUGUAUAGCCCUAUCUGGUUUGAGCAUGUUCAUCUACAAAGAACUAACUAAUCAUACAUUCCAUCCAAAAAUUGCUGAAGCUGUUAAUGUACUUUUGUUAGCCUUAAAGUUUAACAACAAAAUGAUUGCCCAACUAUCAAGCGACUUGCUAUUUUUACUCUGUGACCAUGCGGGUCUCUUAUGGACCCGAUACCCACGUCUCGGCAAUGCUGUAAUUAGUGAAUUAUGUGCGGCAUUGCUCAGUCAUGCUCCUUUGGGUUCUACUGCCUCAGAAAAUGACAGAUCUCUGGGUACUGCUUUGCUACUUUGUUUGGGUGAAUGGUGUAUGAGAUUGGGUACUCAAAGAUUGUUGGAACCCAAUGAAUACGGUGAACAACGUAGUAGCUGCCUUUUGCUGCAGGUUUUCACGGUCUUGCACAAAAUUCUAACAGGCGCAGCAUCCCAAUCAGGCCAGGGAGGUCUCACGCAACCCAGUUCAUCAGAUGAUUUUGACCCCACCAUAAUUUCCGAUGAUCUAUCCUAUCAUCGCAAUACGGUAACUGAAAGAUCGCCAAUGAAAAUCCAAUCAAAAAACGUCCAGUGUCAAAAGGCAAUAGCCUUGUGCGCUGAAACGGUUUUAGCGCAUUUGGUCAAUCAUUUGGGGCACUUUCCAAUGGCUAUUGGGGCGGCACGAUUGAGCUCUCUGGUGUCUGAACAUGACGAUGUGCCUAAUUUGUCUUCGGACGAUUUGUCGAAUGUUAUUUUUAACGUACCUAAUAUACAACUCUUUAUCCUUACAAAAAACGUAAUAGCAAGUCUUAUAGAACUUCCAGCAUUAGAUUCGCCAGGAGGUGGAGCAACUGCAGGCUUAGUUACAGCAGAUGAACAAGUGCGCGUUUUGUUAAGAGAUAUUUCUGGAAAAUCUAGUUGGGAUGCUUCUAUUUUGUAUCGAACUCCAGAAAAUAUUGAAGAAGACCAAGAUGUGUUUGUACCGUUUGGUUUAGGAGAAACUACUAGCAACGCUGGACCAGAGAGCCUGCUUAGUUCAGUUUUCAUACCGCAAAAUUUGCCGCAGAGGGCCAUGAGGCAUCGGGCGCCUAAUGUAUUACCUGAAGUAUCUAAUGCUGCACAAGAUUUGGAUCAAUUAGAUGAUCUACUUCAAUAUCUUGGCCACACUAGUCCAGAAUGUCUCGAAUCUCCUAAUGUUAAAUUAAACGAACCAGCAAUUCCUCCUUUAUUUUUGGAACUGGAACAAGAAAUUAUAGCUUCAGUUAUAUGCCAAAGAAAUGUGGAAGUGGAAGAGGCACGUUUAGUGCAACAUUCUUGCUCUAUGCUAGGGAAACCUGUCAGGAAGCCUUGUAGAAGAAAUUCAAGAAAAUUAAGUACUAGUUCGGAACACAUGUCUGUCCAUCAAAGUUCUUUUGGUACAAUAGAACCGAAUGCCUUCCAGCAAUGCAGGCUACUAUUUUCACAGUUGGGUUUGUCUGGCUGGGAUCGUAGAAAGCAAGUGCAUCUUUUAGAUAAAAAUGACAGAUUAUUGAGGGAACUUAGGAAUCUGGAUAAUCAAAGUUGCAGAGAAACACAUAAGUUUGCAGUAAUAUACGUUGCUCCUGGACAAGAAGACAAAAAUUCGAUUCUUUCUAACCAAAGUGGCAGUGCCUCGUACGAACAAUUUCUGGCGGCUUUAGCGUGGGAAAUCGAGCUGGAAUAUCAUACGGGAUUUUUAGGCGGUUUACAAAAGCAAGGUUCAACUGGUAUGACGGCGCCUUAUGUGGCUACCAGCUUUUUGGAGGCGAUUUUCCAUGUUGCUACUAGGAUGCCAGGAGAUAAUUCUGAGGCUGUACUUAGUAAGACAAGGCAUUUGGGUAACGAUGAAGUUCACGUAGUGUGGUCAGAACAUAACAGAGACUACCGUCGAGAUAUCAUUCCCACUGAGUUCUGUGAUAUUUUAAUAGUUAUUUAUCCUUUAGGAAACAAUUUGAAUAGGGUAACUGUAGACUGCAAAGCAGACGUCCCAUAUUUUGGUGUACUUUUCAAUGAAGCUAUAGUAGAGAGUAGCAUAUUAGCUGGGCUAGUUAGAGCUACUGCAGUUUGUGCUAGCAGAGCCAAAAGGAUGACUUACCAGUUUUAUCAACAGUAUUACGAAGAACGAGCACGCUCUUUAGACACAGUGGUAACCAAACACAAAUGUAGCGCCACUUUUGAAGAGUUCAUAUCAAAAGUAUACAGCCCAGUGCCUACACCAAGCCCAUUUUAUCCCUUUGGAUCUUCAACCACUUCCUGUACUGACAGCGCUUCUUGUAGCAAUAAUUCAUCUAUGUUGGCCGCCGCUUUAUUGGAUUCGUCACAUGGACAUUCACAUAAAGGAGGCCAAAGAUCGGAUCAGAAAUUUAGAGUCUCUGCAAAUGAACCGUCAAGAAACGUAUGGCUAAGCGGCCCCGAACAAAAUGUAGAAUCAAGCAUAUCGCCUAGGCCACUCAAAAAAAUUGGUGCAAAUUUGAAAAAUUCGAAAAAAUCACUCAAGCAAGAUCUUCUAGAGUCGCCGCCUGAAAGCCCUAUACAAAUGACGAAAAGAAAGUGAAAAAAUCAUGCUUCUAUACCAAUGCAUUUAAAGUUAGGCUGAAGAUUUGAAAAGGCAAAGAAUAUGAAUUUUUCAAAUCACUUGUUACAAUCAAAGUACAACAAAAAUUGUAUUGAUUUUAGUUUGCUAUUGCAAUCGUUUUAAAAUUUAUUGGAUUUUUAAUGAAGUUACAAACGUUCAUAGGUAUUAGCCUGUAAGAAAAACACCAAACUUGGUCUAAUUAUAUUUUGUUAAGUCAUACAUUAUAUUUAAACAUGUUGUAAUAAUAGUACUAACUUAAGCCCUAAAAAAAAUUACCCUAAAAGUUUAAUUUUAUUUAAAUUUUUCUACUUUUGUGACUGUUAUAUUUUAUUUUGUUUUUUUUUUUAAUGAUGCAUAUUUUCUUAUAUUAAUGUUUAAAAUUAUUGUUAUUUAUUAUUAACUAUUAUUUAUUUCUAGUAGUAACCCUCUAAUAACUUCGUCCUUAAUUUUUUUGCAUUUAUUUUCCAUAAAUAAAAUUAUGUAUGUCAGUAUUAAGACUGCUUAAUGCACCAUGAAAAUACGUUUUACAGUGAAUUUUUAUAAGCGAAUAUACAAUGAAUCUCGGUAUUGGGGGAUUUUGGUAUUUUUAAUUAUUAUUAAUCUACUUGCCAGAUCAGUUCAAGAAAUUUUAGGUCAUUUUUGUUCCGUCCGAAAAUAUUUGAUUGUUUUUCAUUUGGAUCUUAAAACGAAGGUGUAUUCGCUAAUAACAGUAUUAAUUUAUUUUGUCGUUUAUUGAAUUCUAUGAUUAAAAAUUAAUCAUCAGAAUGUAUAGUACUUACAUUAUUGAAAGCUUUAUAAAGGUAGUAUGUAAUAAAAUAAAAACUCUUUUCACCAGAUUUUGUUUUUAUUUAUUGGAAAUAAGUUUCUGUCUGACUAAUCAUGUCAUCAGUGAAACCGAUGAAGCUAUUGUUUCUUCUAUUUAGAAUAUCUCUUCACUUUUAGGCACUAUAGAGGUAAAGUUCGAGUAAGACUUGUUUAAGGUAUUCUCUUUGAUUCUUAAGAGCUUCUAGUGUCUUCUAUCUACAGGGCCGCCGCUAGGGUGUUAGCCGCCUGUGUGCAAAGACAAUUUUCGCCGCCUUACUCCCAUCUAAGUACAAAACUUUAAUGUAUGAGGACCUUGGUAAAGACGAAGGAAGGAUCACACAAAAGGAAGACGUGCAUCUGUAGGGACGUCACAAAGGUAUCGGCGCUUGACAAUAAUAGUUUAUAAUCCUUGGUUUGUGCGUCAAUCGUUCGUCGGCUGUCAUUGUCAUUGGCUG